This is a messenger RNA of Doryrhamphus excisus (bluestripe pipefish), 1925 nucleotides long. RefSeq names its product deoxythymidylate kinase (thymidylate kinase) (gene dtymk). Gene Ontology annotation, biological process: dTDP biosynthetic process; dTTP biosynthetic process; dUDP biosynthetic process. NCBI's taxonomy places the organism in Eukaryota, Metazoa, Chordata, Actinopteri, Syngnathiformes, Syngnathidae. Gene Ontology annotation, cellular component: mitochondrion; nucleus; cytoplasm. Gene Ontology annotation, molecular function: nucleoside diphosphate kinase activity; ATP binding; dTMP kinase activity. The record is from RefSeq and is a predicted model, not a curated record.
GCGCCAGUAUUCACGUUAUGGCGUGUAAACGAGGUGCUCUCAUUGUGCUGGAAGGGGUGGACAAAGCAGGGAAAACUACUCAGUGCAAGAAGCUGGUUCAGGCGCUGCAGCAUAACGGACAUGCCGCGGAGAUGAUGAGGUUUCCUGAAAGAACCACCACCAUCGGAAAGCUGAUUAGUGCUUACCUGGAGAAGAAGAGCGACUUGGAGGACCACACGGUGCACCUCCUCUUCUCCGCCAACCGCUGGGAAAUGGUGCCUGAAAUGAAGAGCAAACUGGAGCAAGGCACCACUCUGGUGGUGGACAGAUACGCCUUCUCCGGUGCUGCGUUCACCAGCGCCAAGCCAGGCUUCAGCCUGGACUGGUGCAUGAAUCCAGACGUGGGUCUCCCCAAGCCAGACCUGGUCAUGUUCCUGCAGCUAAGCCCGGCAGAGGCGGCGCUCCGAGGUCAGUUUGGGGAGGAGAGGUAUGAGAACAGUGUCUUCCAGAGAACGGUGCAGCAGAGGUUUGAGGAGCUCAUGAAGGAUUCGUCUGUCAACUGGAAGGUCAUCGAUGCUUCUCAGAGUGUGGAGGACGUACACAACAACAUCACAGCGCAAAGUCUCAACAUCAUCCACCUGGCUCAGGAGCAGCAUCUGGGAGAGCUGUGGAAGUGAGCGUCAACAAUAACAUGUGACGUGGUCUGUCACACGCGAAGAAAAAGAGGAGCAGAGAGGGAAAACAGCAUUAGGUUUGGGAGUUAUCUAUUUCAACCACGAAGCCCACUAUAAAAACUCUUAGCAUCGUUUUAUGUGAUCAUGCACAUUAUGUUAAAAUGUAAUACUUACAAUAUUUUGUUAUAAACCAUGACACACUUCUUUCCUGGCACAUUGAUUUCACUUACCCAUUAGCUAAUGCUACUUCAGUCAACAACACCGCAAUUUGGACACCCUUGCCUUAGCCAAGUCAGACUUUUUAGGUUAAAUAAUUAAUAAUUAAUAAAUAUGUCCCUCAUUUCCAGAUGUGAAUGUUGAAAGGUAUGGUGAGGAAAAAGGUGUAACAAAGAGAAUAAAUUGAAAAAAAAACCCAAAAUGAUAUAUUGGGGAAAAAUAAUGUAGAUAAUCAUUCAGGUUUGCAAUGCAAUUAAAGUGAUACUGUACUUUAUUAUAAUUAAAUAUCUAAAUAAUAAAGCCACAACAGUAAAAAAACAGGACAUUUUGUAAAACAAUUAUUUAGUGUUCCUAUUUUGAUUAAACACUUCCAUGUGCCCCCCCGCCCAUUCAUGGCACCACACAUGAAUAAACUUGAGACGGCAUGGUGAAAUAUCUGUCAGGGUUUAUUCCUAGUUGUUCCUCUUCUCGUCUGUCUACAUAUUGAGUGGUGAGUAAAUAAAUAAUCUGCAGAUGGAAGUGAUGGGGCAGAGAUACUUUGCAAUGAGUACAGGUGGUGUGGACACAGCGCAACUUGGAAGCAAGUUAAGGUAUGGACUGUGGAAAGGCACCGUUAUCACCUCAGAAUCAUCGACAGUUAAUCGUGUUAAGACUCAAAUGGAAACACGUACGUGAGGAUGUCCAUACGAGCCGACAAGCCCCCCCUCGCUCUGGGACGGAACGUGCGUUUUCAAAAGGGCCGCUGCCGCUGGGGAGGGAACGCUGCGUGACUGACGCAUGCCGACUGCAGCCUCUGCAGUGGAACCGUCUCCAGUUGGCGCUCCUCCCCAUGCGGCUUCCCCUCAGACACGGAGGCAGAGAAUCUUUUUUCCUUUUUUUUUUGUCACUGCCAACAGUACGUUAUUGUUCAUGUCUUCCUCACAAGGAAAGGAUCUCAAACUCUUCAUCCUCUGAAUCAAAGAACCGCUCCAGCCUGUCAGAGUCGGAGAAGUCUGCACAAAUAAUGCAACAUUGUGAAAAUUUGUCUCAGCAGCAAUGAUGAGAUGUGCAAAGAAC